Culex pipiens pallens (northern house mosquito) is the source of this 4065-nucleotide messenger RNA. RefSeq lists its product as uncharacterized. Gene Ontology annotation, molecular function: ATP binding; ABC-type protein transporter activity. Lineage: Eukaryota; Metazoa; Arthropoda; Insecta; Diptera; Culicidae. Gene Ontology annotation, biological process: protein import; protein targeting. The transcript is spliced from 3 exons. The record is from RefSeq and is a predicted model, not a curated record. Gene Ontology annotation, cellular component: membrane. Bases 103 to 4065 code for a protein of 1320 amino acids.
GCCAAAUGUGCGUCUUUUUUUUUUAAAUCACGUUUAAUUUUUGACUGAAAUAAAUUUUCCAAGUUUUUCAAAUCAUUGUGAUAACCGACGCAUUACUCCAAAAUGCACCCGGAACGGCCCUCCUCGUCACCACCGCCCCAAAAACGCACCAAACACGAGGCCGCCGCGGAGGUCGAAGAGUACGAGAUGCUGAUCGAAGACGAUUGCCUGGAAGCGAAAGACUUCCCCCUGGACGUCGUUCUGAAGGUGGAACCACCCGACUCGGGCGUAACGGUGCGGCACACCAACGGCCAGGACGAGUUCGUUGCCGUGGAGGCGUUGGCCCCGCGGAAGGUCGGCCAGCUGGGCUGUUCGGCGCGGAUUUUCCACGCCGACAUGGAGAUCGUGGUGCACAAUCUGGGCUGCCUGCUGGCCAUCGACGACACCUUCGUGGCCAAGGUGGGGCUGGCGGAUUUGGCGGCGCUGGGCCGGGCCCGGAGCUUCCGGCAGGCGAAGAUGGCACUGCUGCGACAGCUCUGCAUCGUCCAAGUGCUGCUGGAUUACGUUACGGUGGUGCGGGAUCGCGCUCGGACCGAGCUGCUGCAGCAGAUUAGUUGUUUGCGGAAGCAACCGAUCGCGGUGGACGCGGGCGAGAUUUACGGAAUUGUUCGGAAAUCGUCGGAUUUGGAUUUUGUGGGACUUUGCCAGCAACUUGGCGGAAAUUUGAGUGUGUCGGAAGAGCUGCGAGGGCAAGCGAGGAAUCUGCUCCAGGUUGAGUUGGCCUGCGAGCGGCGUAACCGUUGGUUGAACAACUACCCGGUUGAGCUGGGUGAGGACGCGACGUGCAAGUUGAACUCCACGCUGCAACUGGUGUGCGCUAAGGUGUUGGAAACGCACGCGUCCGCCCUGCUGGACAGGGCUCCGGAGUUUCUGCGCCUCAGGCUGAAGGACGUCCCGCAGGGAACGCUGUUCCGAGUCGAUCCCGGUGCGGUGCAAAUGUUUCACGACCUGGACAAGGCGCUGAGCGGGCAGAUUUUCCGGCAGCCGCUGCAGGAUCUGGCCGAGCGGUGGACCAAUCGCUUGAAGUCGAUCGGGGACGACGCUGGGGUCGUCAUCUCGGUCAAUCCGAUCUUCUUCUCGCUGUGUCGUGGGUUGGAAGAGGUGAUGGUGGAACUCUUCGACGGCUGCAGCUUGCUGGAGAGUGAUUCCAAGGGAUGGCAUCCGGUUAUAAUCGCGGAAAUGUUGUUGAAAACGGAUCUUGCCAGGUGCCUUCACCGGGAGCAUCUCUUCAUCUUUCGGCUGCUGAAGCAUUUUGAUCCGGCGGCGAUCGGAAACGUAGAACCACUUGACUAUCAACCGCGGAGGUUGCUUAAAUUGCUGGGUGAAAAUCCUUCGGGAAUUGCCGACGAGUUUUACGCGUGGUUUUGUCUGCUGGACGACGCCCUGCCGGCCGACUGGGACCUGUCCCUGUACGCGCAAAUCGUGCGCAACUUUGUCCAGCUCCUGACCGGUGCGAGUCACGCCCAGCUGGAGACAAUUCGGGUCAUCACGCUCAACACGGCCCGCUUUAUCGUGCAGACGUUUCCGCUGGUGGCCUCGGCACGUUCCGGCGAAGACGCGCAAAUUCUGCAAGCUCAGCUCGAGUUCAUCAACAGGACGAUGCUCCGAUCGACGGAGUGCACCACCUUCUACCGCGAUCUGAUCGAUGUGUUCAGCGCCUAUUGGAAGAAUCGCAGCCAGAUCGUGGAGCAAAUUUCCCCCAAGAACGAAGGCAUGGAACGGAUAAAGAAAGACCUGCUGAAGAUCGUGAUCGUGGCUUUAAGCAAGAACGUCGGCGCCGACCUGCUAGUCUCGCUGUUUCGAUCGCUGAACGACUUCCUUCUCGAGUUAACCGACGUCCCGUUCGACUGGCUGAUCAAGUCCGUUCCGGGGCUGGCGAUGAGUGGCAUGAUCGAGUUCAAACUCGUCGAACCGAUCGCGAACAAGUGGAGCGGAACCGCGAACCAAACGUACCGGGUUACCAACCCGCAAAAAUUCCAACAAAUGCUGUUCCUCAUGGCGGAAGGAUCGACCUGUCCGCGGCACUACACGAUCGACGCGAUCACAACCCUUCUCAGCUACAUCCGCGCCCAGCUCGAGUGCGCCCGCUGGACCGACUCCGAUCAGCUCACAUCCACGACCACCCUCAUUGCUUCCAUGCGCAGUUCACUGAUUUACCUACGCGAACAGGCCGAGUACAUCCUGUUCCGCGACUGGACCGUGCAGUUCAAGCAGACCGAGCUGCCCCAGAUCCUCGCCCGAGUGGCGGCCGUUUGGUCGAUCGCGGUCUCCACCGACGUGUCCAGCACCGGCAAGUUCUUCAAGCCGCACUGCGUCCAGAUCCUGUGCGUGCUGAAGCUGCUCGGCGUGGACGCAUACGGGGGCGCGAAGGGAGUUCCGAAACACCUGGCGCAGGUUCUCACCGGCCAGGGAAAGUCGCUGAUUCUGGCGUUGAUCGCGGCGGUCCUUGCGCUGACUGGACAUUUUGUCCAGAUCGCUUGCUACAACGAAUAUUUGGUGAAGCGGGACGGGGGCGAGUUUGAGGAGUUUUACAAGCUGCUGGGUGUGAGCGAUGUUAUAAAGUACGGAACGUUCGAAGAUAUGGCCAACGCGGUCGUAGCGCCUGAGGUUGAUGGGAAGCGGAUGGAGCUUCGAACCUUCGUUCAAGAAAUGAUCCUGUCGUACGGCGGAGGUUCACGACCGAAGAAGCCCAAGCCACAGGUUCGCGCCAACUCGGUUCUGCUGAUGGACGAAGUGGACGUGUUCUUCACCAAAGAGUACUACGGUAACGUGUACUGCCCGGCCUCCUUUCUGUACGUGCCGGGUUUGGCCGAGAUCCAGGUGCGAAUUUGGAACGAAGUGCACGCCCGAGACUUGCGAGACACGCACAAAGUAACGGCCGCUAUUCAGAGGUUCAUUGGAACGCCCCUCUUCACGGAACGAGCCAAUUUCGCUGAAUUCCGUAACAAAGCUACGCCCUUUGACCUGCUAAUCUACGACGGUACGAAACACGUACGACGCUCGUACACCUGCAAAGAACUGUUCGACGAGCAUCUGCAAACGAUGGCGUCCAAUGCCAUCGAGGUCGAAACCAACACGGCCAACCACCGCGACUACAAGCUUAGCCCGGAAGGCGUCAUCACGCACAGAGUUAAGGAAAAGUACGAGAACCGUACGUUCAUACAGUACUACUGCAUCUUCCACUAUUUCCGCCUCAAGCAAGGAAGCUACACCACGUUCGUAAGUCCGAGCGGAUUCAACUACGGCUACCUGAACGUCGCCUGCGGUUCGCUCUCGUACGCGAUGCUGCCCAAAGCCUACCCGCUCAUCCUGGGCGUCACCGGAACCCUGACCGCGUUACAUCCCCACGAAAAAGCCGCCAUCUCCCAACUCUACGACAUCAACCGCACCUCGCUCAUGCCGUCCUUCUUCGGCUGUUCCCGCCUCGUCUACGACCCAUCAACCAACUUCACCAAACUGUCCACCAAGUCCCACUGGCUGGCCAAGAUCUUCACGCACGUCCUUGUUGCCCUCGGCGAGUCAACGUCCCGAGCCGUCCUCGUCUUCUUCCGCGACGAGGCCACGCUCGAGGAGUUCCGCGCCCAGUUCAGCGGCCAGCUGGCCCGUCUCCAAGUGCUCACGGAAAACAGCGCCCAGCAGGCGCAAAUAACCGGUCAAGCGGGCGUCCCCGGCACGGUCACGUUGGCCACGCGAGCCAUGGGACGGGGCGUCGACUUCCGGUCCAGUGUGGCGGUGGAAAAGGCCGGUGGCGUACACGUCAUCCAGACGUUCUUCUCGCUGGACGUGAAGGAGGAGCGGCAGAUCCGGGGGAGAACCGCCCGGAAGGAUAACCGCGGCAGUUACGAGCUGGUGCUUUGGGAGGAGGAUUUGAGGGCGAACGGGCUGGAUGGGGAAACGUACGCGGAGUUGGAGGUGGCUAGGGCGCAGCAGGUGGCGAGGGAAGGUGGGAGCAUUGCGAAGGGGAUCGAGCAGCGUGGACAGGACCAUCGGACCACGAUGCAGUAUCUGCAGGGGUUCUUUGAGUGA